Molecule: messenger RNA, 1103 nt
Organism: Salvelinus sp. IW2-2015
Lineage: Eukaryota; Metazoa; Chordata; Actinopteri; Salmoniformes; Salmonidae
Source: RefSeq, a predicted model, not a curated record
AAUGAACUGAACAGCAAGCAGGCUGGAGGAGGAGAUGCAGCCCCAUCCCUGGGCUCUCCAGCAGCCCAUCGGGUCCCCACUACACGGAGCAAAAUGCAGAAAGAAAAGAGAAAAUAGAGCUAAACUCACCAGCCAGGAGUCGUACAACAACUUCACCAACAACAACAUGGGUAACCCUCGUCUGUCCCCUCUGCCCAGCCUCACCAUAGUGCUGCCCCUGGCACAGAUCAAACAGCCCAUGACCCUGGGCACCAUGACCAAGCGCUCCGGACCUUACCUCUUUGGGGCAGGAUGUUUUGCCAUUAAAACUCCAUGCAAAGCCAAGCCUCCCCCUCAGAUCUCCCCCAGUAAGUCCAGUGGAGGAGAGUUCUGUGUGGCUGCUGUCUUUGCUGCCUCACGCUCAUGGUACAUGACCAACCCCAACAUGAAGAGAGAGAAAGACCAGUCCAGCCGGUCAGUGGUGGAGUCCCUCUACAUCCUCAGUUGCUAUGGCACCCUGGUGGAGCACGUCCUGGAGCCUCGGCCAAUCAGCACGGCCCAGAAGAUCAGCGAUGACACACCCCUGGAGCUCAACACAUGUCCACGGGCCUGCUGGAGCCUGGCCAGGACUCCACUGUGGAAUGAGCUGCAGCCUCCCUUUCUCUCCAACCACCCUCUGGUGCUGGCCUCUGACCUGGUGCAGUGUUACCAAUACCUCCUGGCUGGAUUGGUGCCCCCUGGAAGCCCUGGCCCUAUCACACGCCACGAGUCUUACGACAGCCUGACGUCGGACCACAGCGGACAGGAGGACGAGGAGUGGCUCUCACAGGUGGAGAUAGUGACCCACACAGGGCCUCACCGUCGGCUGUGGAUGGGUCCUCAGUUCCAGUUUAAGACCAUCCACCCAUCUGGUCAGACUACGGUCAUCUCCUCCUCCUCCUCCGUGCUGCAGUCCCAGGGCCCCAGCGACAUUCAACAGCCUCUGUUAGACUUCCACACUGAUGACCUGGACCUUCACAGUCUCAGGAUCCAGCCCGUGCGUUCUGAGCCGGUCAGCAUGCCUGGUUCCUCUCGGCUGGUGGCUGAACGGAGGGGACAGGGGACAGUCAUUGAUAUAGGAUCGG